GCUCCCUCCUUCUUGCUGUCGCUGCCGAGAUCUACGGUUGGGUCGCAGCUCAGUGAGCCCCUACUGCAGGGAACAAGCAAGUGGACCUCCAGGGAGCUCGGGGCUGCCAAGGCACGGUAGCCCUGCCCUGCCUUGAGAACUCCCCUCCCAAGGUCAGGGACAGAGCAGGUGCAGAGGCACUGCAGUCGCCUGUUGCCCAGCCUCCUGAGUGAUGCCAGCCCAGUGGUUCCUAAUCUCCAGACUGGCCCUCUUUGUACUGCUGGGCACAGUCAGAGCAGGCCCUUUCUCUCCACGGUCCAAUGUGACACUCCCAGCCCCACGCCCCCCUCCCCAGCCAGGGGGCCGCACAGUGGAGCCAAUAGGGGGAAGCCCCUCUUCUCGGCUUUAUGAGCACACUGUGGAAGGAGGGGAGAAGCAGGUGGUUUUUACCCACCGCAUCAACCUGCCCCCUUCAGCUGGCUGUGGCUGUCCCCCGGGUACGGAGCCCCCCGUUCCUGCUUCAGAGGUGCAGGCCUUGAAGGUCCGUUUAGAGAUCCUGGAGGAGCUGGUGAAGGGGCUCAAGGAACAGUGCACUGGGGGAUGUUGUCCUGCUGCUGCCCAGGCUGGUACAGGCCAGACAGAUGUUCGUAGCCUCUGCAGUCUCCACGGCGUGUUUGACCUGAGCCGCUGUGCCUGCUCCUGCGAGCCAGGCUGGGGUGGGCCCACCUGCUCAGACCCCACAGGCGCUGGGGUGCCCCCAUCCUCCCCACCCUCAGCCUCCGCGUCCUGCCCAGAUGACUGCAACGAUCAGGGUCGCUGUGUCCGCGGGCGCUGUGUGUGCUUCCCUGGUUACAGCGGCCCCAGCUGUGGCUGGCCCUCCUGCCCCGGGGACUGCAACGGCCGAGGGCGCUGCGUGCAGGGCGUGUGCGUUUGCCGGGCUGGCUUCUCCGGCGACGACUGCAGCCUGCGCUCCUGCCCCCGGGCCUGCAGCCAGAGGGGGCGCUGCGAGGACGGGCGCUGCGUGUGCGACCCCGGCUACACGGGCGAAGACUGUGGAAAGAGGAGCUGCCCUAGAGGUUGCAGCCAGAGGGGGCGCUGCGAGAACGGACGCUGCGUGUGCGACCCCGGCUACACUGGCGAAGACUGCGGGUUGAGGAGCUGCCCCCGGGGCUGCAGCCAGAGGGGGCGCUGCGAGAACGGGCGGUGCGUGUGCGACCCCGGCUACGCUGGCGACGACUGCGGCUCGCGGAGCUGCCCGUGGGACUGUGGCGAGGGCGGGCGCUGCGUGGAUGGCCGCUGUGUGUGCUGGCCCGGGUACGCGGGCGAGGACUGCAGCACCCGGACGUGCCCGCGAGACUGCCGGGGCCGCGGGCGCUGCGAGGACGGCGAGUGCAUCUGCGACUCAGGCUACAGCGGGGACGACUGCGGAGUGCGCAGCUGCCCAGGCGACUGCAACCAAAGGGGCCGCUGCGAGGACGGCCGCUGCGUGUGCUGGCCGGGGUACACGGGGCCCGACUGCGGCUCGCGCGCCUGCCCCCGCGACUGUCGGGGCCGCGGGCGCUGCGAGAACGGCGUCUGCGUGUGCAACGCGGGCUAUAGCGGCGAGGACUGCGGCGUGCGCAGCUGUCCCGGGGACUGUCGCGGCCGGGGCCGUUGCGAGAAUGGUCGCUGCGUGUGUUGGCCCGGGUACACGGGCCGAGACUGCGGCACGCGCGCCUGCCCUGGCGACUGUCGUGGCCGCGGGCGCUGCGUGGACGGCCGCUGCGUGUGCAACCCGGGCUUCGCGGGCGAGGACUGCGGGAGCCGUCGGUGUCCUGGCGACUGCCGCGGACGCGGCCGCUGCGAGGAUGGCGUGUGCGUGUGCAACGCGGGCUACGAGGGAGAGGACUGUGGCGUGCGCAGCUGCCCAGGAGGUUGCCACGGCCGCGGCCAGUGCCUGGAUGGGCGCUGCGUGUGUGACGAUGGCUACUCGGGCGAGGACUGCAUCGUAAGGCUGUGCCCGCGCGAUUGCAACCAGCAUGGCGUGUGCCAGGACGGUGUGUGCACCUGUUGGGAGGGCUACGCUGGCGAGGACUGCGGCCUCCGUACCUGCCCCUCCAACUGCCACCAGCGCGGCCGCUGUGAGGAUGGGCACUGCGUGUGCGAGUCAGGCUACACUGGCCCGUCCUGCGCCACCCGCACCUGCCCGGCCGACUGUCGGGGCCGCGGGCGCUGUGUGCAGGGAGUGUGCGUGUGCCACGUGGGCUAUAGCGGCGAGGACUGUGGGCAGGAAGAGCCUCCCGCCAGCGCCUGCCUUGGGGGCUGUGGGCCCCGGGAACUGUGCCGCGCGGGCCAGUGUGUGUGCGUCGAGGGCUUUCGAGGACCCGACUGCGCCAUUCAGACGUGCCCUAGGGACUGCCUCGGCAGGGGAGAGUGUCGAGAGGGUAGCUGCGUCUGUCAAGAUGGUUAUGCAGGGGAAGACUGCGGGGAAGAAGUGCCAGCCAUUGAGGGCAUGAGGAUGCACCUCUUGGAGGAGACGACGGUUCGGACAGAGUGGACCCGGGCUCCUGGCACUGUGGAUGCCUAUGAAAUUCAGUUCAUUCCCACGACAGAGGGGGUGAGCCCCCCAUUCACAGCACGAGUACCCAGCUCUGCCUCAGCCUAUGACCAGAGAGGACUGGCGCCCGGUCAGGAGUACCAGGUCAUGGUCCGUGCCCUUCGAGGGACUAGCUGGGGCCCUCCUGCCUCCAAGACCAUCACCACCAUGAUCGAUGGCCCCCAAGACCUCCGAGUGGUGGCUGUGACACCAACCACACUGGAGCUCAGCUGGCUGCGACCUCAGGCCGAGGUGGACCGAUUCGUGGUGUCCUAUGUCAGUGCCGGCAACCAGAGAGUGCGGCUGGAAGUACCCUCUGAGGCGGAUGGGACGGUGCUGACUGACCUGAUGCCAGGCGUGGAAUAUGUAGUGACUGUCACGGCAGAGCGGGGCCGGGCAGUAAGCUACCCAGCUUCUGUCAGGGCCAACACAGGGUCCUCUCCCUCAGGCCUCUUGGGGGCCACUGAUGAGCCUCCUCCCUCAGGCCCUUCCACAACUCAAGGGGCCCGGGCCCCUGAACUGCAGCAGCGUCCCCAGGAGCUGGGAGAGUUGAGGGUACUGGGCAGAGACAAGACAGGGAAGCUCCACGUCGCUUGGACUGCUCAGCCUGACACGUUUGCCCACUUCCAGCUGCGCCUUCGGAUGCCCGAGGGGCCGGGGGCACAUGAGGAACUACUGCCAGGGGACGUCCGCCAGGCUCUGGUGCCCUCACCCCCUCCUGGAGUCCCCUAUGAGCUGUCACUUCGUGGGGUCCCCCCGGAGGGCGAGCCCUCUGCCCCUCUCAUCUACCAAGGCAUUAUGGACAGGGAAGGGGUGAAGCCUGGGAAGCCCUUGGCCCCACCGCGCCUGGGCGAACUGACAGCGACUGACAUGACCUCCAGCUCCCUGCUCCUGCACUGGACAGUCCCCGAGGGCGAGUUCGACUCCUUCGUGAUCCAGUACAAGGACAGGGAUGGGCCCCAGGUGAUACCUGUGGAAGGAUCCCAGCGCUCGGCACUCAUCACCAACAUGGACCUUGGUCGCAAGUACAAAUUUGUGCUCUAUGGGCUCCUGGGCAAGAAGAGGCAUGGCCCCCUGGUGGCUGAAGCCAAGAUCCUGCCUCAGAGUGAUCCCAGCCCAGCGACUCCACCCCGUCUAGGAAAGCUGUGGGUGACAGAUCCCACCCCAGACUCACUGCACCUCUCCUGGACGGUCCCUGAGGGCCAGUUUGACUCCUUCUUAGUCCAGUACAAGGACAGGGAGGGACAGCCCCAAGUGAUGCCCGUGGAAGGGCCCGAGCGCUCGGUCAUCGUCUCCUCGCUGGACCCUAACCACAAGUACAGAUUCACUCUGUUUGGGAUUGCCGACAAGAAGCGGCACGGCCCCCUUACAGCCGACGGCACCACCGCCUCAGAGCGGAGAGCGGAGUCCCUCCACCCAGAGUCCCCAGAGCGGCCCCUGCUGGGGGAGCUGUUGGUGGCUCAGGCAAACCCAGACUCCCUGCGCCUGUCCUGGACUGUGACCCAGGGCUCCUUCGACUCCUUCGUGGUCCAGUACAAGGAUGCACAGGGCCAGCCCCAGGCAGUGCCAGUCAGGGGGGAUGAAAACGAGGUCACCAUCCCUGGCCUGGAGUCCCACCGGAAGUAUAAGAUGAAUCUCUACGGGCUUCAUGGCAGGCAGCGUGUGGGGCCUGUGUCCGUGGUGGCCACCACAGCCCCCCAGGAGGUUGUGGAGGAGACGCCCAGCCCCACAGAACCCAGCACGGAGGCCCCAGAGGCCCCCGAGGAGCCCCUCCUGGGGGAGCUGACGGUCACGGGAUCCUCCCCAGACUCGCUGAGCCUCUCCUGGACGGUGCCCCAGGGCCACUUCGAUGCCUUCACUGUGCAGUACAAGGACGGGGACGGGCGGCCGCAGGUGGUGCGUGUCAGGGGUGAUGAGAGCGAGGUCACCAUCGGGGGCCUGGAGCCGGGGCACAAGUACAAGUUGCACCUGUACGGCCUGCACAGGGGGCAGCGCAAGGGCCCCGUGUCCGCCGUGGCCGUGACGGCUCCACAACCAGAAGAGACUCCAGCCACAGAGCCCCCCCUGGAGCCACGCCUGGGAGAGCUGACAGUGACAGAUGUGACCCCCAACUCUGUGGGCCUCGCAUGGACGGUCCCUGAGGGCCAGUUUGACUCCUUCAUGGUCCAGUACAAGGACAGGGAUGGGCAGCCCCAGGUGGUGCCUGUGGCCGCGGACCAGCGUGAGGUCACCAUCGCCGGCCUGGAGCCUGCACGCAAAUACAAGAUGAACUUCUAUGGGCUACAUGAUGGGCAGCGCGUGGGCCCCCUCUCUGUGGUGGCCGUGACUGCUCCCCUCCGCCCGGCCCCAGCUACGGAGUCCUCCCAGGAGCCACGGCUGGGGGAGCUGACAGUGACGGACCUGACCCCAGACUCCGUGACCCUCUCCUGGACGGUCCCCGAGGGUGAAUUCGACUCCUUCGUGGUCCAGUACAAGGACAGGGACGGGCAGCCCCGGGUGGUGCCCGUGCCCACAGACCAGCGCGGGGUCACCAUCCCUGGCCUGGAGCCCAGCAGGAAGUACAAGUUCUUGCUCUACGGGCUUCAGGAUGGGAAGAGACGCAGCCCAGUCUCUGUGGAGGCAAAGACAGCUGCCCAAGGUGACGCCAGCCUUGGGGCCCCACCCCGCCUUGGGGAGCUAUGGGUGACAGAUCCCACCCUGGACUCGCUGCGCCUCUCCUGGACAGUGCCUGAGGGCCACUUUGACUCCUUUGUGGUCCAGUUCAAGGACAGGGAUGGGCCCCGGGUGGUGCCUGUGGAGGGCCAUGAGCGCUCAGUCACCGUCACCCCUCUGGACACUGGCCGCAAGUACAGAUUCCUCCUUUAUGGGCUCCUGGGCAAGAAGCGUCAUGGCCCCCUCACUGCUGAAGGCACCACAGAGUCCUGGAGUGGUGUGCAUGAUGCUAUAACAAAGCAGCCCCCAAAGCCCCGUCUCGGGGAGGAGCUACAGGUGACCAGCGUGACACCAGACUCUGUGAGCCUCGCAUGGACGGUCCCCGAGGGCCAGUUUGACUCCUUUGUGGUCCAGUACAAGGACAGGGACGGGCAGCCGCAGGUGGUCCCUGUGGAGGGCAGCCUCGGGGAGGUCAGCGUCUCGGGCUUGGACCCAGCCCACAGGUACAAGCUGCUGCUCUACGGGCUGCACCAGGGCAGGCGCGUGGGUCCCAUCUCUGCCAUCGCCUUGACUGCCCCCAGAGAACCUGUCAAAGCUGAGGCCCCAAGUCCUCCAGGGCCUGAACCCCACCUAGGGGAGGUGACUGUGGAGGAAGCCACACCAGACACCUUGCAUCUCUCCUGGACCGAGACCGAGGGCGAUUUUGACUCCUUCGAGGUCCACUACACAGACCAAGAUGGGCAACUCCAAAUACUCAGGAUAGAUGGUGACCGGAAUGACGUCAUUCUCUCUGGCCUGGAAUCUGAGCACAGAUACCUAGUGAACCUGUAUGGUUUCCAUGGCCAGCAGCGAGUGGGUCCUGCCCACAUCGAGGCUCUGACAGUCCCAAGGGAAGAGGAGGAUGAACCCUCAGAGCUUCCCAUCAAGCCCCAGCUGGGGGAGCUGGCCGUGACCGACGCCACUCCCGACUCCCUGCACCUCUCCUGGACUGUCCCCGAGGGCCAGUUUGACCACUUCCUGGUCCAGUACAAGAACGGGGACGGGCAGCCCAAGGCGGUGCGCGUGCCAGGGUAUGAGGAUGGGGUCACCGUCUCAGGCCUGCAGCCAGACCACAAGUACAAGAUGAACCUGUAUGGCUUUCACGGUGGCCAGCGCGUGGGCCCGGUCUCUGCCAUUGGGGUGACAGCUGCAGAGGAAGAGACCCCAAGCCCCACCGAGGUGGAGGAGACGCCCAGCCCCACAGAACCCAGCACGGAGGCCCCAGAGCCCCCUGAGGAGCCCCUCCUGGGGGAGCUGACGGUCACGGGAUCCUCCCCAGACUCGCUGAGCCUCUCCUGGACGGUGCCCCAGGGCCACUUCGAUGCCUUCACUGUGCAGUACAAGGACGGGGACGGGCGGCCGCAGGUGGUGCGUGUCAGGGGUGACGAGAACGAGGUCACCAUUGGGGGCCUGGAGCCGGGGCACAAGUACAAGAUGCACCUGUACGGCCUGCACAGGCGGCAGCGCAAGGGCCCCGUGUCCACCGUGGCCGUGACUGAAUACGAGGCUAUGACCACCGAAGCCCCAUCCACCGUGGCCCCUGAGCCUCCCAUCAAGCCCCGGCUGGGGGAGCUGGCCGUGACCGACGCCACUCCCGACUCCCUGCACCUCUCCUGGACUGUCCCCGAGGGCCAGUUUGACCACUUCCUGGUCCAGUACAAGAACGGGGACGGGCAGCCCAAGGCGGUGCGCGUGCCAGGGUAUGAGGAUGGGGUCACCGUCUCAGGCCUGCAGCCAGACCACAAGUACAAGAUGAACCUGUAUGGCUUUCACGGUGGCCAGCGCGUGGGCCCGGUCUCUGCCAUUGGGGUGACAGCUGCAGAGGAAGAGACCCCAAGCCCCACCGAGGUGGAGGAGACGCCCAGCCCCACAGAACCCAGCACGGAGGCCCCAGAGCCCCCUGAGGAGCCCCUCCUGGGGGAGCUGACGGUCACGGGAUCCUCCCCAGACUCGCUGAGCCUCUCCUGGACGGUGCCCCAGGGCCACUUCGAUGCCUUCACUGUGCAGUACAAGGACGGGGACGGGCGGCCGCAGGUGGUGCGUGUCAGGGGUGACGAGAACGAGGUCACCAUCGGGGGCCUGGAGCCGGGGCGCAAGUACAAGUUGCACCUGUACGGCCUGCACAGGGGGCAGCGCAAGGGCCCCGUGUCCGCCGUGGCCGUGACCGACCCCGAAGGGGAGCCCCCUACCAACACUCUUCCGAAGCCACACUUGGGAGAGCUGACCGUGACCAACGCCACCCCUGACUCCCUGCACCUGUCCUGGACAGUCCCUGAGGGCCAAUUUGACCAUUUCCUGGUCCAGUACAAGAACGGGGACGGGCAGCCCAAGGCGGUGAGAGUGCCAGGGAAUGAGGACCAGGUCACCGUCUCAGGCCUGGAGCCCAGUCGCAAAUACAAGAUGAACCUGUAUGGCUUCCACGGUGGCCAGCGCGUGGGCCCGGUCUCUGCUGUCGGUUUAACUAGAAAGGACCACGAAAUGUCAGCCCCCACAGACCCACCCACCACAACUCCCCAGCCUCCCAUCAAGCCCCGGCUGGGGGAGCUGGCCGUGACCGACGCCACUCCCGACUCCCUGCACCUCUCCUGGACUGUCCCCGAGGGCCAGUUUGACCACUUCCUGGUCCAGUACAAGAACGGGGACGGGCAGCCCAAGGCGGUGCGCGUGCCAGGGUAUGAGGAUGGGGUCACCGUCUCAGGCCUGCAGCCAGACCACAAGUACAAGAUGAACCUGUAUGGCUUUCACGGUGGCCAGCGCGUGGGCCCGGUCUCUGCCAUUGGGGUGACAGCCCCACCGAGGUGGGAGACGCCCAGCCCCACAGAACCCAGCACGGAGGCCCCAGAGCCCCCUGAGGAGCCCCUCCUGGGGGAGCUGACGGUCACGGGAUCCUGCCCAGACUCGCUGAGCCUCUCCUGGACGGUGCCCCAGGGCCACUUCGAUGCCUUCACUGUGCAGUACAAGGACGGGGACGGGCGGCCGCAGGUGGUGCGUGUCAGGGGUGACGAGAGCGAGGUCACCAUCGGGGGCCUGGAGCCGGGGCGCAAGUACAAGUUGCACCUGUACGGCCUGCACAGGGGGCAGCGCAAGGGCCCUGUGUCCGCCAUGGCCGUGACCGCCCCCCAGGACCUGGUGGAGGAGACGCCCAGCCCCACAGAACCCAGCACGGAGGCCCCAGAGCCCCCUGAGGAGCCCCUCCUGGGGGAGCUGACGGUCACGGGAUCCUCCCCAGACUCGCUGAGCCUCUCCUGGACGGUGCCCCAGGGCCACUUCGAUGCCUUCACUGUGCAGUACAAGGACGGGGACGGGCGGCCGCAGGUGGUGCGUGUCAGGGGUGACGAGAACGAGGUCACCAUCGGGGGCCUGGAGCCGGGGCGCAAGUACAAGUUGCACCUGUACGGCCUGCACAGGGGGCAGCGCAAGGGCCCUGUGUCCGCCAUGGCCGUGNAGAAAUACGAGGCUAUGACCACCGAAGCCCCAUCCACCGUGGCCCCUGAGCCUCCCAUCAAGCCCCGGCUGGGGGAGCUGGCCGUGACCGACGCCACUCCCGACUCCCUGCACCUCUCCUGGACUGUCCCCGAGGGCCAGUUUGACCACUUCCUGGUCCAGUACAAGAACGGGGACGGGCAGCCCAAGGCGGUGCGCGUGCCAGGGUAUGAGGAUGGGGUCACCGUCUCAGGCCUGCAGCCAGACCACAAGUACAAGAUGAACCUGUAUGGCUUUCACGGUGGCCAGCGCGUGGGCCCGGUCUCUGCCAUUGGGGUGACAGCUGCAGAGGAAGAGACCCCAAGCCCCACCGAGGUGGAGGAGACGCCCAGCCCCACAGAACCCAGCACGGAGGCCCCAGAGCCCCCUGAGGAGCCCCUCCUGGGGGAGCUGACGGUCACGGGAUCCUCCCCAGACUCGCUGAGCCUCUCCUGGACGGUGCCCCAGGGCCACUUCGACGCCUUCACUGUGCAGUACAAGGACGGGGAUGGGCGGCCGCAGGUGGUGCGUGUCAGGGGUGACGAGAACGAGGUCACCAUCGGGGACCUGGAGCCGGGGCGCAAGUACAAGUUGCACCUGUACGGCCUGCACAGGGGGCAGCGCAAGGGCCCCGUGUCCACCGUGGCCGUGACCGGAAAGGACCACGAAAUGUCAGCCCCCACAGACCCACCCACCACAACUCCCCAGCCUCCCAUCAAGCCCCGGCUGGGGGAGCUGGCCGUGACCGACGCCACUCCCGACUCCCUGCACCUCUCCUGGACUGUCCCCGAGGGCCAGUUUGACCACUUCCUGGUCCAGUACAAGAACGGGGACGGGCAGCCCAAGGCGGUGCGCGUGCCAGGGUAUGAGGAUGGGGUCACCGUCUCAGGCCUGCAGCCAGACCACAAGUACAAGAUGAACCUGUAUGGCUUUCACGGUGGCCAGCGCGUGGGCCCGGUCUCUGCCAUUGGGGUGACAGCUGCAGAGGAAGAGACCCCAAGCCCCACCGAGGUGGAGGAGACGCCCAGCCCCACAGAACCCAGCACGGAGGCCCCAGAGCCCCCUGAGGAGCCCCUCCUGGGGGAGCUGACGGUCACGGGAUCCUCCCCAGACUCGCUGAGCCUCUCCUGGACGGUGCCCCAGGGCCACUUCGAUGCCUUCACUGUGCAGUACAAGGACGGGGACGGGCGGCCGCAGGUGGUGCGUGUCAGGGGUGACGAGAACGAGGUCACCAUCGGGGGCCUGGAGCCGGGGCGCAAGUACAAGUUGCACCUGUACGGCCUGCACAGGGGGCAGCGCAAGGGCCCCGUGUCCGCCGUGGCCGUGACCGACCCCGAAGGGGAGCCCCCUACCAACACUCUUCCGAAGCCACACUUGGGAGAGCUGACCGUGACCAACGCCACCCCUGACUCCCUGCACCUGUCCUGGACAGUCCCUGAGGGCCAAUUUGACCAUUUCCUGGUCCAGUACAAGAACGGGGACGGGCAGCCCAAGGCGGUGAGAGUGCCAGGGAAUGAGGACCAGGUCACCGUCUCAGGCCUGGAGCCCAGUCGCAAAUACAAGAUGAACCUGUAUGGCUUCCACGGUGGCCAGCGCGUGGGCCCGGUCUCUGCUGUCGGUUUAACUAGAAAGGACCACGAAAUGUCAGCCCCCACAGACCCACCCACCACAACUCCCCAGCCUCCCAUCAAGCCCCGGCUGGGGGAGCUGGCCGUGACCGACGCCACUCCCGACUCCCUGCACCUCUCCUGGACUGUCCCCGAGGGCCAGUUUGACCACUUCCUGGUCCAGUACAAGAACGGGGACGGGCAGCCCAAGGCGGUGCGCGUGCCAGGGUAUGAGGAUGGGGUCACCGUCUCAGGCCUGCAGCCAGACCACAAGUACAAGAUGAACCUGUAUGGCUUUCACGGUGGCCAGCGCGUGGGCCCGGUCUCUGCCAUUGGGGUGACAGCUGCAGAGGAAGAGACCCCAAGCCCCACCGAGGUGGAGGAGACGCCCAGCCCCACAGAACCCAGCACGGAGGCCCCAGAGCCCCCUGAGGAGCCCCUCCUGGGGGAGCUGACGGUCACGGGAUCCUCCCCAGACUCGCUGAGCCUCUCCUGGACGGUGCCCCAGGGCCACUUCGAUGCCUUCACUGUGCAGUACAAGGACGGGGACGGGCGGCCGCAGGUGGUGCGUGUCAGGGGUGACGAGAACGAGGUCACCAUUGGGGGCCUGGAGCCGGGGCACAAGUACAAGAUGCACCUGUACGGCCUGCACAGGCGGCAGCGCAAGGGCCCCGUGUCCACCGUGGCCGUGACUGAAUACGAGGCUAUGACCACCGAAGCCCCAUCCACCGUGGCCCCUGAGCCUCCCAUCAAGCCCCGGCUGGGGGAGCUGGCCGUGACCGACGCCACUCCCGACUCCCUGCACCUCUCCUGGACUGUCCCCGAGGGCCAGUUUGACCACUUCCUGGUCCAGUACAAGAACGGGGACGGGCAGCCCAAGGCGGUGCGCGUGCCAGGGUAUGAGGAUGGGGUCACCGUCUCAGGCCUGCAGCCAGACCACAAGUACAAGAUGAACCUGUAUGGCUUUCACGGUGGCCAGCGCGUGGGCCCGGUCUCUGCCAUUGGGGUGACAGCUGCAGAGGAAGAGACCCCAAGCCCCACCGAGGUGGAGGAGACGCCCAGCCCCACAGAACCCAGCACGGAGGCCCCAGAGCCCCCUGAGGAGCCCCUCCUGGGGGAGCUGACGGUCACGGGAUCCUCCCCAGACUCGCUGAGCCUCUCCUGGACGGUGCCCCAGGGCCACUUCGACGCCUUCACUGUGCAGUACAAGGAUGGGGACGGGCGGCCGCAGGUGGUGCGUGUCAGGGGUGAUGAGAACGAGGUCACCAUCGGGGACCUGGAGCCGGGGCGCAAGUACAAGUUGCACCUGUACGGCCUGCACAGGGGGCAGCGCAAGGGCCCUGUGUCCGCCGUGGCUGUGACCGCCUCUCUGCCCACAGAGCCCCCUGUGGCACCCCGCCUGGGGGAGCUAGCUGUGGCAGCCGUGACCUCCGACACAGUGAGCCUCUCGUGGACGGUGGCCCAGGGCCUCUUCGACUCCUUCCUGGUCCAGUACAAGGAUGUGCAGGGGCAGGCCCAGGCGGUACCUGUGGAUGGGCACCUCCAUGAGAUCACCAUUUCGGGCCUGGACCCGGCCCGCAAGUACAAGUUCCUACUCUUCGGCCUCCGGGACGAGAAACACCAUGGCCCAGUGUCUGCAGAGGCUAAGACGCUCGCAGCCACGAAAGGUCCCCGCCUCGGGGCACUAACAGUGACGGACCUGACCCCGGACUCCGUGAGCCUCUCCUGGACGGUCCCCGAGGGUGAAUUCGACUCCUUCGUGGUCCAGUACAAGGACAGGGACGGGCAGCCCCGGGUGGUGCCCAUGGCCGCGGAUCAGCGCAGGGUCACCAUCCCCGGCCUGGAGCCCCGCAGGAAGUAUAAGUUCUUGCUCUAUGGGCUGGCAGGCAGGAAGCGCCUGGGCCCCGUCUCUGCCGAUGGCACCACAGCCCCUCUGGAGAAGGAGCAGCAGCGCCCACCCCGCCUUGGGGAGCUGAUAGUGACAGAUGAGACCCCAGACUCCCUGCGCCUCUCAUGGACGGUGGCCCAGGGCCCCUUUGAUUCCUUUGUGGUCCAGUACAGGGACCCAGCUGGGCAGCCCCAGGCAGUGCCUGUGGCCAAAGACCAGCGAGAAGUCACCAUAGAGGGCCUGGAGCCUGGCAGGAAAUACAAGUUUCUGCUGUAUGGGAUCCACGGAGGACAGCGCCUGGGCCCCAUCUCCGUUCUGGGAGCGACAGCCCCGGAAGCGGACACGCCAGCCCCCUGGCGCCCAGCCACAGAGGCCCCCGAGCCCCCCGCAGGGCCCCAGCUAAGGACACUGGCAGUGAGCGACAUAACCCCAGACUCCCUGCGCCUCUCGUGGAGUGUGGCCCAGGGCACCUUUGACUCCUUCGUGGUCCAGUAUCAGGACAUAGACGGGCAGCCCCAGGCCUUGCUCGUGGGCGGCAACCAGAACAAAGUGCGAGUGUCAGGCCUGGAGCCCAGCACCUCCUACAGGUUCUUCCUCUAUGGCCUCCACGAAGGGAAGCGCCUGGGGCCUGUCUCAGCUGAUGGCACCACAGGGCCUGCUCCUGCCGGCCUGACCCCAGGGGAGCCAGGGCCCCGCCUGUCCCAGCUGUCGGUGACCGAUGUGACCACCAGUUCACUGCGGCUUAACUGGGAGGCCCCCCCGGAGGCCUUCGACUCCUUCCUUCUCCGCUUUGGGGUCCCAUCCCCAAGCACUCUGGAGCCGCACCUGCGUCCCCCGCAGCAGCGGGAGCUGACGGUGCCGGGGUCACGGCGCUCUGCCGUGCUCCGGGACCUGCACCCGGGGACCCUGUACAGCCUGACGUUGUAUGGGCUGCGUGGGCCCCAUAAGGCCGACAGCAUCCAGGGCACAGCCCGCACCCUCAGCCCAGUUCUGGAAAGUCCCCGGGACCUUCAGUUCAGCGAAAUCGGGGAAACCUCGGCCCAGGUCAGCUGGAUGCCUCCACCAUCCAGAGUGGACAGUUUCAAAGUUUCCUACCAGCUGGCAGAUGGAGGGGAGCCGCAGAGUGUGCAGGUGGACGGCCGCACGCGGACCCAGACACUCAAGGGGCUGAUCCCAGGCUCUCAUUAUGAAGUGACCGUGGUCUCUGUCCGGGGCUUUGAGGAGAGUGAGCCUCUCACAGGCUUCCUCACCACAGUUCCUGACGGCCCCACCCAGCUUCGAGCGUUGAACUUGACGGAGGGGUCCGCGUUGCUGCACUGGAAGCCCCCCCAGGCCCCUGUGGACAAGUAUAACGUCCGUGUCACAGCCUCGGGGGCCCCCCCGCUGCAGGGCUCGGCCCCUGGCGGUGCCAUGGAGUACCCUCUGAGUGGCCUUGAGCUCCACACCAACUACACAGCGACUGUGCGUGGUCUCCGGGGCCCCAACCUCACCUCCCCAGCCAGCAUCACCUUCACCACAGGGCUGGAGGCCCCCCAGGACUUGGAGGCCAAGGAAGUGACCCCACGCACAGCCCUGCUCACUUGGACUGAACCCCAAGUCCCACCGACUAACUACCUGCUCAGUUUCAACACCCUUGGUGAACAGACCCAGGAGAUCCUGCUCCCAGGAGGGGUCACCUCUCACCAGCUCCUGGGCCUCUUUCCCUCCACCGCCUACAGCGUGUGGCUCCGGGCGAUGUGGGGCGAGAGCCUCACACCGCCUGUGUCCACCUCCUUCACCACCGGUGGACUUCCAAUCCCCUUCCCUCGGGACUGUGGGGAGGAGAUACAGAACGGAGCCAGCACCUCCCGGGCCACCACUGUCUUCCUCAAUGGCAACCGCGAGCGGCCCCUGAAUGUGUUUUGUGACAUGGAGACCGAUGGGGGCGGCUGGCUGGUGUUCCAGCGCCGCAUGGACGGACAAACAGACUUCUGGAGGGACUGGGAGGACUACGCCCACGGCUUUGGCAACAUCUCUGGGGAGUUCUGGCUGGGCAACGAGGCCCUGCACAGCCUGACGGCAGCGGGCGACUACUCCCUGCGCGUGGACCUGCGGGCUGGGGACGAGGCCGUGUUCGCGCAGUACGACUCCUUCCGAGUAGACUCGGCGGCGGAAUACUACCGCCUUCAUCUGGACAGCUACCACGGCACAGCAGGCGACUCCAUGAGCUACCACAGCGGCAGUGUCUUUUCCGCCCGGGACCGAGACCCCAACAACCUGCUCAUCUCCUGCGCGGUCUCGUACCGCGGGGCCUGGUGGUACAAGAACUGCCACUACGCCAACCUCAACGGGCUCUAUGGGAGCACAGUGGACCACCAGGGGGUGAGCUGGUACUACUGGAAGGGCUUCGAGUUCUCUGUGCCCUUCACGGAAAUGAAGCUGAGAUCAAGAAGCUACCGGCCCCCAGUGGCCCAGGGAGGCUGACCACCGCUCACCUCUCCGGCGCCCCAGAAUGACUGCCGAGCACUGAGGGGUCGCGCUGAGAGAAGAGCCAGGGGCCACCGUCACUAUCUGCCACCGGAGGGAGCCUUCUCCGUCUGCGAUCUCACAGCACCAUGUUUACAGGGGGGAGGGAAGGGGUUUGUACGGGAGUAAUAAAAGGAGAAACUGA
Molecule: messenger RNA, 14852 nt
Organism: Ailuropoda melanoleuca (giant panda)
Lineage: Eukaryota; Metazoa; Chordata; Mammalia; Carnivora; Ursidae
Gene: TNXB
Product: tenascin XB
Biological process (GO): neuron projection development; regulation of cell adhesion
Molecular function (GO): protein binding
Source: RefSeq, a predicted model, not a curated record